UCCAAGAAAUAAAUUAAGACUGAACCAAUGACGUAGAAUAAAACGUUCUAGAUUAUAGGGGUGGAUAAAUUUACGACGCUGUACUCUACCGGACUACUUUGGGGAAUGUGCCAACGGAAGUUGGUCCGGCUGUGAUUUUCUUCCGCCUAAAUUCAAAACAAGACCGACCUUAUCUGCUGUAAGUGCAAGUUUUAACAGUUGCUGUUAGGACAUUUAAAUUAGAUGUUACAUUUAAUUGUUCGCUUACGUAAAACGUGUAAAAUGUUGGUGUUGAAACGGAGCGACAUUGUUUCAUGUCGGUCGGUACGUUUGAAAUAAAUUAGAACCAAUUUAUCGUAAAAAUAUGUUAAAACGCAUGUAAUUUGGUCAUAUUUAUCAGUUAAGUAUGUUAAAACAAGUUAUUCGGCUGCUGUACUUGUUCGAGUCUCUCAAACGCUAAAGCCGACGUAACAGAAUAUCUAGAAAACACGUAAAUAUUGACAAAAGUACUGAGAAGGAAAAGAUCAAGGAAGGCCAUGGAUGUAGACGGGAGGUCCCGCAGUCGGGUGUGGGAUUGGGAAAGUCCUUAUUGCCGGGGCCAGCUGGACGAAAUCUUUUUCCGUCCAAACGAUUACAUCCAAGCCGGCACGCAAGAACACAAAGACUUCUGGGCGUUUUUCGACCGCUUCCAGAGCUUCAAGCUAAAGAAGGAUAUGUGUGGAUCCGGUCCCAGCCUUGAUGAUGGUAGAGACGUAGUUCAAACCGGGUCUUUGGACCUUCCUAAGGAGUAUGACCCCCGAUACCGGAUCAACGUGUCUCUGGUAUCCAGAGACAUCGAAGAACGUCUCGGGCGAUCACACACGAACCAAAGCAGACGCGACUCUUCGGGUCCGAGCGGUCAUGUGAUCUCGGACUUUCGUCUGUCCUUGUUGCACUACCUGGACUUCAGCCAGCGGCAGAGCUUCGGCAAGCUGGCCAAGCUGCAGCGCGAGCAGAAGAACCUGCCCAUCUUCCAGUACCGAGACCGCAUCGUGGACCUGGUCAGGCGCCACCCGGUGGUCGUGGUGGCGGGAGACACCGGCUGUGGCAAGUCCACUCAGGUGCCCCAGUAUCUCCUCUGGGCCGGGUUCUCCCACAUAGCAUGCACCCAACCCCGACGCAUUGCCUGCAUUUCCUUGGCCAAGAGGGUCAGCUUCGAAAGUCUCAACCAGUAUGGCUCAAAGGUGGGCUACCAGAUCCGCUUCGAAACUACACGCACUACUGCCACUAAGCUGAUCUUCCUAACAGAAGGUCUGCUGCUGAGGCAGAUCCAGCAGGACAAAAUGCUGGAGCAGUAUCAAGUGCUGAUCGUGGACGAGGUACACGAGCGCCACCUGCACGGUGACUUCCUGCUAGGCGUGCUGCGCUCGUUGGUGGCUGAUCGACCAGACGACUUGCGGCUCAUUCUCAUGUCGGCCACCAUCAACAUCAAGCUCUUCUCCGACUACUUUGGUGGCGCUCCCGUGCUGCAGGUGCCUGGGAGACUCUUCCCCAUCCAGGUGAUCUAUCAGCCUAUUCCCCCUGAAGAGCAGGCAGCGUCCCGUACAGAGAAACUGGAGCCCCGACCGUACCUGCGCAUCCUACAGACCAUCGACCAGCGCUACCCGCCAGAGGAGCGAGGCGACCUGCUUAUCUUCCUGAGUGGCGUAGCCGAGAUCAGCGCCAUCCAAGAGGCGUGUCAGGUGUACGCCACGCACACGCGCCGUUGGAUCGUGUUGCCACUGCACAGCACGCUCUCGCUGGCUCAGCAGGACAAGGUGUUUGACAUAGCGCCUGCUGGUGUGAGAAAGUGCAUCAUCUCCACCAACAUCGCAGAGACCUCAGUCACCAUUGACGGCGUGCGUUUUGUUGUCGACUCAGGCAAGGUGAAAGAGAUGAGUUUUGACCCAAAGGCCAAGAUGCAGCGUCUUCAGGAGUUCUGGAUCAGCAGAGCCAGCUCGGAGCAGAGGAAGGGCCGUGCUGGUCGCACGGGUCCCGGUGUGUGUUACCGCCUCUACGCUGAGUCAGACUAUGACGCCUUCGCUUCCUACCCUGUCCCUGAAAUUCACCGGGUGGCGCUGGACUCCCUGGUUCUUCAGAUGAAGAGCAUGGGACUCGGCGAUCCACUUAAGUUUGUCUUCAUCGACCCUCCGCCGGCCGCCAGCAUCCAGACCGCUAUUACCUAUCUCAAGGAGCAGGGGGCGCUGGACCACCGAUGCGAGCUGACCACCAUCGGGAAUGUGCUAUCCCAGCUCCCUGUUGACGUCGUAAUUGGCAAGAUGCUGGUCCUGGGCUCCUUGUUCAACCUGGUGGAGCCUGUGCUGACGGUAGCUGCUGCUCUCAGCGUUCAGUCGCCGUUCCUGCGCAGCUCGCAGCACAAUCCCGACUGCGCCACCGCCCGCCAACCGUUGCAUUGCAACCAGGGAGACCCCUUUACACUGCUUAACACCUUCAACGCCUGGGUGGAAGUGAAGGGCGAGAGAGGUGGCGGUUCCAGGAAGUGGUGUCGUCGGCGAGGCCUAGAGGAGCAGCGACUUUACGAGAUGGUAAACCUGCGCAGACAAUUCAAGGAGCUACUGAAGAGCCACGGCUUGCUGGAGGCGGAAGCCAAUGACAACGACCACAGCGACCGGCAGCAGCGGCGUGAACGUCUGACGGAAAGGAGGAAGCUUCAUCAGCUGAAGAGAGAUCAUGAGCAGCAGGAGGGCACCAAACGCAAAGUCCUCAGGAUGGAAGAAGGCCAGGAAGGGGAGUUCUCCUCCGGAUCCGAUGCAGAGGAACUGGGACGAGGAAGGAGCAGGAAGAAGGACAAGGACAGAGCCAAUGUGGACAUUCAGGAAGUGAAGUUCAAGCUUCGCCACAACGUGUCAGAGCUGCAGGACGCUGUCAACAUCAGUCAGGAUUUGUCGUCCCGCCAGCAAGCUCUUCUCAAGCUUCUUCUCUGCCGUGGUCUCUACCCUCAGCUGGCUCUGCCCGAUGAGCACAACGGCACCCGCAAGGAUACCGAGCAGGUGUUCCAUACGAAAAAUAAGCAGGGGAUCGUGAUUCAUCCCACAAGUGUCUUUGCCAGCGAUCCUGAGGUAUUACAUGUGAGGAACGAUGCCCAAGAUACGGGACGAGACAGCAGCAAGCAUCAGCUGCUUGCCUUCGUCACCUUGCUGGAGACCAACAGGCCAUAUUUGUCCAACUGUGUCCGUGUUCCUGCACUGCAGGCUCUGUUGCUGGUGGCCAACUCACUGGACAGCAAUGCCGAUUGCUCCCGUCUGGUCGUGGAUGGCUGGCUGGAACUUCAAGUGAAGGUGCCCGAGGAGGCUCUCAGGGCACUGUCCACAGCACUCAGCCUUCGGGCCGAGUGGGAGCGCCUCCUGCAAGCCCAGCUGGGGCUGAGUCCCACUGCCGAGGUCUCUCAGAAGUCCAUGCAGAAGCUAAGUGAGCGCCUUGUCCGCUUUCUGCUUUAUACUGAGAUCAACUACAGUCUGCAGCGUCUCUCCGCUCUCAACACUCAGAACCUGUACAUCGGACCUCAGGCCGCGUCAGAACUUUCCCUCGGUGUCGGUCUCACGCAGCUGUUUCCGAGCGCUGAGGCCAAGCCGGACCCCGUCAAGGGAGGCCUGCGCGUCACUAACUUUUUCACGUACAACUGUCUGACCGAUUCCAGGGACCUGUAUAGCGAUUGCCUGCGUACAUUCUGGAACUGUCCCAACUGUGACCUCUACAUGCCUCUGACCCCUUUGGAGCGAAUGCAGCAUGAGACUACCUGCAGGCCAGCAGGAGAACAGUCAGUGCAGGAUGAAGGGGCAGAUGUCGUCAAGCCGCGCUCGUCCUCCAGUCUGUGCCGAGUCUACCACUGUGACAUUUGUGACCAAGACUUGACGCUCACAUCAACGGAGAUCCUCAAGCACAAAAGGCAGCAUAUGUACUCUUAAGUAACUAUUUAACAUAUUGCUUGUCUUUAAAAAUCAGUCACGGUUUCAAGUGCGGCGAAGAAAUGAACUUCAAGCAAGAGAGGAGCAUUUAAAAUAUAGAGUGAGGGUUUAAUAAUGAUACAAACCCACGAUAUGUAACACCUCAAAGCAGCACAUUGGCACAAAGUCAGAAGACAGCACGAAAGAUUUAAAAAAAAAAAACCUGCUUCAAAGGAGAAAAAAAACCCUCAAAAGAAUCUGAAUAAAUCUCAUUCAAUAAAUAAAACAGGUCAUAUCUCAUCAAUUACUUUGAAAAUAAUAGUUAUACUAAAUACUUUUGGAAAUAUGCACAUUGGCAGAAAUGAAAGAAGAUAAAUGGUACUGAAUACAGAGUUACUCAGGUAAAUCAUAAGGUAUUGAUUAAUCAAAUCAAAAGGCACAUUUAUUAAGAUGUAAGAACGGGCAGCCUGCGAGAGUGUGGACGGGAACGCCAUCUGUGCGUGUGAAGCGGAAGUAACAAACGUGUUUGUGUGCGUUUGUGCACGAUGGCUUCUUUUUACGGCUUUGGUCCAUCUGCGUCUUCAAGUCAACCAGUGGACGUGUGUGCAUGUCGUGUGGACGAGGACUGGGAAUGCCUGUCUACGUUCUUGGGGUUGAUUCACUCACAAAACCCAGAAAGAUCCAACGGUGGGCCACAACCACAAUCAUUUGGAUUAGACCAAAAUGUGGCUGCAAUCCAUUUUGGUCAGGAGACAGAACUUUCUGAAACCAUCUGAGGUUUCUGUUUUCAUUGCCAAGACUUUGCAGCUGCAAAGGAGAUUGAAGAAGAAGAAGAAAUGCACAGUGGCUAUAUUUAAGUGACUGACCGCAUUUAUGAAUUUUACUGACAUUGUCAGUACUUUUUCACGCCCAGACAAAAUAGGAGGACCAACUUUCAUGCUUGGGGGCUCACUGUCCUGUGUUUAAGGCAGGGGGUUUCAAACCUUGUGUGCACCCCCAACCACCACCAACACUGUACAAGGGAGAAUUUUUCCAAGGAUGACCUAAUUCCAAUUACACAUAACUACCAGUUGUCAAAAGUUGUCAUGUUAUCAGAAUAAAGUCAUUUUUC
Molecule: messenger RNA, 5013 nt
Organism: Syngnathoides biaculeatus (alligator pipefish)
Lineage: Eukaryota; Metazoa; Chordata; Actinopteri; Syngnathiformes; Syngnathidae
Gene: dhx34
Product: DEAH (Asp-Glu-Ala-His) box polypeptide 34
Exons: 16
Coding region: 516-3923 (1135 amino acids)
Biological process (GO): nuclear-transcribed mRNA catabolic process, nonsense-mediated decay
Cellular component (GO): intracellular anatomical structure
Molecular function (GO): ATP binding; RNA binding
Source: RefSeq, a predicted model, not a curated record